Messenger RNA from Cottoperca gobio, 2059 nucleotides. RefSeq names its product vitamin D3 hydroxylase-associated protein-like. NCBI's taxonomy places the organism in Eukaryota, Metazoa, Chordata, Actinopteri, Perciformes, Bovichtidae. The record is from RefSeq and is a predicted model, not a curated record. Gene Ontology annotation, biological process: fatty acid catabolic process. Gene Ontology annotation, molecular function: amidase activity; fatty acid amide hydrolase activity.
GUUGUGGCGCCCUCUAUCUUGCAAACAUUUAAUUGCUCUGCACAAACCAGUUAUCCUGGACAAACAGAGGUGUGUAGAUAGUUGCAAUACUGUGUUAGUUGUAUUGACUCGAGUUGUCUGAGCAAGACGAUGGAUAUGUAACAAUAGGCGUCGGCCACUCCCAGGUGUUGACUUUAAAGCUCUUACAAGUCCAACAGAUACUCAUACGCGAUCCAACAUCACUCUGUUUGGUUUUAGCCUCAGUUAGCCAACGUGCAUCCUUGUUCUUGGAGUGAGGAAAAACAAAUCAUGGAAAAAGUAAAAGAGUUUCUUCAGGGAGUUGAAGUGGACCAGCGGACAGCGGCGCUCCUCACGGCUGCUGCCGGCGCGGUGGGAGCUGUGGUGCUGCUGGUGCACAAACUCUACAUCCACCAAGACGCGAAGGCUAAGAUCCAGAAAGCCAGAAACCGGAGGACUGCCAGCCUGCAGCGGGCUGAGCAUGCAGUCCUCCGGUACAAGACGUCGCAUCCAGGGAAUGACUCUGCUUUCAUCUUGGCGCUGUCUCUGUCUGAGCUGACAAAGAAACUGCAGGAAGGCUUGCUGAGUCCUGAGGACGUGUUGUACUCUUACAUGGAAAAGGCUCUGGAUGUAAACAAAGAUCUGAACUGCUGCACAGGUAUCCUGUUGGAGAGUUUUGACCAGCUGAAAACCUCCAACAAGGAAGGUCUCUUGUAUGGAGUUCCAAUCAGCAUCAAGGAAAACUAUGCAUACAAGAAUCACGACUCUUCUUGUGGUGUGAUCAUUAAUCUGGACCAGCCAGCCAAGAAGGACAGCGUGCUUGUUCAAGUUCUGAAGAGACAAGGAGCUAUUCCCUUUGUGAAAACAAACUUGCCCCAAGGCCUGUUGAGUUAUGACUGCGGUAAUCCCAUCUAUGGGCAGACCGUGAACCCCCACAGCCUCCAGAAGACCAGCGGAGGUUCGUCCGGUGGGGAGGGGGCUCUCAUUGGAGGAGGGGGCUCCCUGCUUGGUUUAGGCAGUGAUGUAGGGGGUAGCAUCCGUAUUCCGGCAUCAUUCUGUGGGAUCUGUGGCUUCAAGCCAACAGCAGGCCGGCUCAGUUCACUGGGUCUGAGCCCCAUUUAUCGAGGUCAAAAAUCAGUGCCGUCAUGUCCUGGACCCAUGGCGAGGGAUGUGGACAGUCUGGCUCUGUGCAUGGAGGCUCUGCUGUGUGACCACAUGUUUGCUUUGGACCCCACUGUUCCACCCAUACCUUUUAAUGUGCAGACGUACCAGAGCUCCCAACCUCUCAGGAUCGGUUACCUAGAAAACGACGGCUUCUCACAACCGUCUCCAAGCAUGCUCCGAUCCGUUAGAGAGGUCAAAGCUCUGCUGGAGCAAGCCGGGCACACUCUGGUGCCCUACACUCCUCUGAAGGUCAGUCACGUUAUGGUGGAACUGAUUGUUAAAGGUAUCUUCGCAGACGGAGCCGCCACCCUGUGUCAGAAACUGGAGGGCUGCCCUCUGGACCCCUGUCUCAGAUUUCAGGUUUUACCUUACUAUCUUCCUUCAUGGCUGAAGAAAACCCUCUCGGUCGUCCUCAAGAUGCUGUCUCCUCGUACUUCUGAAAUACUCAACGCCAUCUCUGGAGUUGGAUCUGUUGAAAAUCUGUGGAAGCAGCAUGCUGCAAUUGAGGACUACAUUCAGGAAACGAUAGCAGAGUGGAGAAGAUGCAACAUAGACGUUCUGCUGUGCCCUGUGAUCGGACCAGCCUACAACUUGUUCUACUGCGGCAAGCUUACCUGUUUUGCGUCUUACACGAUACUUUACAAUCUCCUCAACUUUCCCGCCGGCGUUGUUACCGUUUCCACGGUGAAAGCUGAGGAUGAGGAGGAACUCGAGCACUAUAAGGGCGUUUAUGGGGAUUACAUUGACAAGUACUUCAAACAGGCUGUGUCUGGAGGCGAGGGUCUGCCCAUGGCGGUGCAGUGUGUCUCCCUGCCGUGGCAGGAUGAGCACUGCCUGCGCUUCAUGAAGGAGGUGGAACAACUGGUCAAACAGAGCACAGUGUGAGGCCUGCAGGGCC